This is a messenger RNA of Phragmites australis (common reed), 1053 nucleotides long. RefSeq lists its product as uncharacterized. Lineage: Eukaryota; Viridiplantae; Streptophyta; Magnoliopsida; Poales; Poaceae. The record is from RefSeq and is a predicted model, not a curated record. The coding region runs from base 149 to 859 and encodes 236 amino acids. The transcript is spliced from 2 exons.
UCCAACGCCCCCACCCCUCCUCCUUCCUUUUAAACUUGGCAUUUUCUCUCUCCUUUGAUUCGAAACAAUCUCUGUUUUGCACAUAAACAACGCGAGGAGUCGUCUCCUUGUCCCUCUCCUUCCCCACCAUAAACCCAAGAAAAGCCCCAUGGCGUCGUCGGCCCGCGCCGGCGCGGGAGGCAGGGCCGAGAGGGGCGGCAGGGAGCUGCGGAUGUCCAUCGAGGAGGUGGCCAAGAAGCUGUCCCUGUGGCACACCGCCACGUUCCGGCCAAUCCUGACCCACGACGAGCUGGAGCCCAUCCUCGCCGCGGCCGGCUUCGUCGCGCUGCCGGCGCCCAAGGAGGAGCGCCCGCCGCCCGCCGUGGCGUGGCGGGAGUACGCGUUCCUCGGGGGCAAUGCGGCGGCGCCGCGGUGGCUGGGCCCGCGGCCGCGGCUGCCGUACCCGCGCGUGGACGGGCUGCACCUCAAGACGUACGAGGCGUUCCUCGGCGCCGUCGAGGCCUACCUCGGCGCCGGCCGCGUCUCCAACCUCUUCCACGUCAGGCUGAUGCCUGUGACCAACCCCGACCGGGUGUUCGACAAGUUGUUCCGGCCGAUGCGGAACUUCAGCCCGGAGGAGGACGGGCUCAUCGUGUACCGGGAGGGCACCAUGGAUGACCUCACCUUCGAGAUGUGCAGCCACCACACCGCCAUCGGGGACGACGGCUACCAUGUCAUCCCGGGCAUCAGCUGCAGCGACCUCGGCUACCUGCGCAAGGUGGACGGCAACUGCCACCAGGAGGGCUGCUGCGCGGCCAGAUACCCAGCCGCUGGCUACGACUUCUUCCCCGUCCCGCUCAAAGAUCUCUUCCCUAACUGAUUAGCUGAAACUUGUUGUCAGCUGAAUUGGUGCAAUCUUGAAAAGGUGAUCAAGAGAGUAAGUAUUAGUAGCUGAAUUAGCAGCUAGUGAGGCGUCAGGUGCAUGAUUGCAGUGGACAUUGUGUUGUUCAGGUUGUUCGUUCCUUUUUCUCCGAGUGUAUAAUCUGUUGCCAGUUGCCUGUAUGCAUGUUGAUG